AUGGGACUCAGAAACAAAGUCCCCGCAGGCCCGUACACCCCCGAAACCCAUCCCCAGGUGCGCAUGCCUUCCCUCCAAGUCGGCUCGCUCUACAUCAUGAUCUCCGUCCCGCUCCCCGUCUACUUGGGCCGCCAGAAGCACAGCUACCCAACCGCCGUACCCCCUUCGCCUGGAUUCCCUCACAGCACAUACGAGCUCGACGUCACCAGCGGCGCCUAUCCCGAAGAAUUCCACUGGGACCUCUAUCUCCACACCUCCUCGACCCCUGAUGGCGGUAGCGGUAUAAUCUACCGCCUGCGCAACAUUGGCACCCGUCCGCCUACCUACGAGUACGACCGCAUUCCGACCUUCCGAGUGCUUACGCAUGCUCAGCUCGUCGGCCUUGUCCGCGUCGUCAGCGUGCCCCGAAGCGUCGUCCCGCACUUGACCCGCUACCUCGAGUGGAUGACAGAGGACACCGCCAAGAUCGCACAGCGCAGCUUCGUCUGGGCGACUAUGGCCUACUACCGCACACGCCUUCACCUCGCAAAGGCGAUGGGUAUCCGAGACCACACGUUCAACCAGUUCGACAUCUCGCGCUUCACGUCGGAGCUGCUUUCGUUCGCGUACGGAGAGGUGCCGGGGGUGCUUCUGGGUGCCGAGACUGGUCCCAGGCCGGUUAUUGAUUCGUGGAUGGGAGCCGCUAUUGACUUUCUGGAGGACGACGACGCUCUGGCUACGCGCCGGAAGAGGGACGAGCUUAUGAGGUUGCAGAAGGAGAGAUUCGGUGCUGUUUCGGCGUGUUGGUACCAGUGA
Molecule: messenger RNA, 795 nt
Organism: Colletotrichum siamense
Lineage: Eukaryota; Fungi; Ascomycota; Sordariomycetes; Glomerellales; Glomerellaceae
Exons: 1
Coding region: 1-795 (264 amino acids)
Source: RefSeq, a predicted model, not a curated record